Messenger RNA from Cydia splendana, 1912 nucleotides. RefSeq lists its product as uncharacterized. The record is from RefSeq and is a predicted model, not a curated record. The transcript has 5 exons. Lineage: Eukaryota; Metazoa; Arthropoda; Insecta; Lepidoptera; Tortricidae. The coding region runs from base 305 to 859 and encodes 184 amino acids.
AAAAAAAGGAGAAAAAUCAAUCAUAAGUAUAACAGUAAUUUGACAGCUUUAGAAAAACGAUAAUUAGAGGCAAUAUUUUUAAAAUAAAUAAACAUCAACUAAUUCUAUCGUAACAAAAUAUCGACUCCGGCCUGCAUGCUCUAUCUCCGUCCGUCUUUCGAAAUGAGACAGUGAUGGCUGAGCGCUCGUGCCAGACGGACCUGUACUAGGUGUCCCCAAAACAAAUAUAAGAUUUACUUAUAAAAACUGUGCUGUGUUGUGUGUCCUAGUGAUAUACCGUGUGCACCAAAACCUUUAAGUUAUAAUGGGUAACAAGCAAUUGAAUAAAAAGAAGACAUCUCGAAAAAGACAACUCGGAAGAUUCCAACAAACAAUGGAACUAACGAAAAGAAGAAAAUUGGAUAAUUUCACAGCCGAACAUGAUACUAUAUCUUUAGACUACAUCGAACUGCAAAAUAUGGAAAUGGAAUCUCCGAUUUCAUCAACCACUGACAUUCAAAGUAACGAUGAGGCGACCGGCUCAAACAUUUUGAACCCACGCAUUGCACAGGUGGAUGACACUUAUCGGGUUCCUAGUAUAUUAGAGGAAGAAGAUACCCAUGAGUUACAAAUAUCGUUCAAUGUGGAAGAAGAGCUUCCUGACAAAACCGUCGGUCGAAGAAUUGUCGCAGUUAGUUACCAUUCGAUUCGAUUCCUCGCAUUUUAUCCAAUAAAAGAUUGUAUGGAAACUAUAUACAUAAACGCAAUAUUUCACCGACAAAAUCGCAAUUUUCUUGUUUUGUUCAUACUUCAAGAUGGACUCUUUGUGACCUUGACGUCACGGUCACAUAUCGUUUUGUUCGGGGCGUUUCGCGAGUGAAGUACGACUGUCGGACUUUGACUAUCAUUUCUGACUUUUGUAUUCCUUUAAUGCAAUGGAUCCCAUAUAGACUUUUGAUCCUAAAGACAAACCUGAUCGAUUGAUACCAUAAAUGAAAAUUAGUCAUCUAUUAUCGAUAAGUAUAUAUGUUUUUCUUCAUCAAAUUAUCAAUAAUUUUCAUUUUUUAGAUUGUUCCCUCUAUAAACUCCUAAUAGUCUACCUUGGUGCCAAAUAGGGAAUGCAAAUCGGUUAUUUUUUGUAUGGUAUUCAUUUUAAAAUGUCAUUCAGAUUAUCAAUAAGAGUUUCUUAUACCGUAUUCGAAUUAAAAGAAAUAUUUUAUUAAUAACACAAUUCUCUCUAGUUUUUGCUCGUAUUUAGUAUACAACUAACUAAUUAUUCGUAUAAAAUUAUUUAUCGUAGAAACACUCGUAUAGUUUCAAAAUAAGCUAUUUUAUUUUGUUGGCAUUGUCAAACCCAUUGACUAUUUUUGUUUUGCUUUAAUAUAUGGUCAGUCGUAAAAGUAUUAGCGUCAGCAAUGGAUUUAUAUAAUGUAUUUCUUUAAAAAACAUGAUAUUUCAUGCUAAGUAACAGAAAACAGUCAAAUAUUGUACCGGAAAUAUUAGUCCCGAAAAUCCCGAAAGUACCGGGAAUUUAAUUUUGAAAUCCCGGUUCUUUGCUUGGCUCUAAAUCCCGGGAAUUCCCGGUACUUUCGGUACCGGUAUUUCCCGGGAGCAAACCCUAGUAUGUAGGACUGUAGGUACUGUAAAACGUUGUACGAUACAUGUGCCAAUAGGUAAUUCGCAACUCGUGUCGAUUCAAAACACUCCCUUCGGUCGUGUUCGAAUUUAUCGCCACUCGUUUCGAUUUUCCUAUUUGCCGCACUUGUAAACGUAAUGUAGGUAAGUACUAUUACAAUAUGGUGCUACUUUACCGCAUUAGUGCGAUAAUUAGCACAUUACGUAACUAUGUCGAAAAUUUAAAGGGCCAUAUUAUGUACUGUAAAACGUUGUAUGAUACAUGUGCGAAUUACCUAUUUUUCGCACUUGUACCGGU